Molecule: messenger RNA, 663 nt
Organism: Vigna umbellata (rice bean)
Lineage: Eukaryota; Viridiplantae; Streptophyta; Magnoliopsida; Fabales; Fabaceae
Source: RefSeq, a predicted model, not a curated record
UUCUCCAUAAAGGUGAUGAUCAAAUCAAUGUUUUGAUCUGUGGCUAUCACAUCAAAAUCAAAUUCGAACUUCAUCUCAUAAUCUAAUUGGAACCCAAAAGGAAAAUCAGAGAAUGGGAAACGAAGAAGAAGAGGAAUUGGUGGCUGAAGUUGAAGCAGUGGAAGCCGUGUAUGGAACCGAUUGCACCGUUCUCAGUUCAUUUCCUCCCCAUUUUCACCUCUUUCUCAAACCCAGAACUGCUGAUGUUUCCUCCCAACAGUUUGUGGAAGCUGUUCUGGAGAUAAAAGCUACCUCACAGUAUCCAAAAGAACCACCUUCUAUUGAGCUUGUGGAUUGCAAGGGUCUGGAUGAACAGAGACAGAAACAUCUAUUAAAUUACAUACAAAGUAAAGCCUGUGAGAUCUCCCCUUGUUUAAUGCUUGUAGCUCUUUGUGAGGUAACAAUUGCAUCAUUGAUCUAGCUGCAAAUUUUAAAACAAGAAUAGUGAUGGUUUUGCUCCAUACAUAUAUGUCCCUUGUUUGUUAAGCAUUUAGUUAGUAAACUCUAUAGCAUCUACUUCGAUUGCAUUUUUGCUUUGGUUCUGGUUGAGAUGAAAAGAUUUAAUAAAAAUAAGGUCCCUUUCCCCCAAACUAUUUUUAUCUGGUGAUAUUUAUCAGUAGAUGA